GUUACAGUCAGCGCCCGCUCACGUCUUCGCCUCUCCACCACCUUAUUAACCCUCAUCAACCGCGAAACUCACCAGCAUCAUGAGUCGGAAUCUAUUUCCCGCGGUCUUGGCCAUCGGUCUGGGGGUGUGGACGGGAUUCCAUACCUUCCAGCCGGCCUUCCAGGAAGCGCAAGAAGCGAAAGAUAGAGAGUCGGUGAGGACGCAACAUGCGGAGCCGUCGCAAGGUCAGAAGACCGAUCAUGACCAGCCUUCUAAGCCUACUUCGAAUGGGGAGACAGGCAAGCCGUCGGUAUAGAUGAGGUAGGCAGACCAUGGAAAGGACUAGAUAUGGGUUCAGGGAUGCGAAUGGCUUGCGUUCGCCAGGGUGCCGAUGGCCGGACUCGGACGAGGCUUAUAGGAAGCGCUCGUCUUUGGGGUCGAAUACCGGUUGAGCACCGCGGAGUUGGUGGGAUGCAGCAAGCAGUAUACAGGCAGCCAAAGGCUACGCUGAUAACCCCUGGGGUAGCUGCAGACUUGAAACCCCCGAACUAUAAGUGCGACUCGACUACAUAUAGAACCCUCGUCAUAUUGCACAUACAAUCAACCAGCUCCUAGCCCGCGCCAGUGAGCGGCAAAUGAAGUAUGACGGAAAUCUACAUCUUGGCCGGCAAGCACUGAAAAUGCAAUAAGAUAUUUAAC
This is a messenger RNA of Aspergillus heteromorphus CBS 117.55, 678 nucleotides long. RefSeq lists its product as uncharacterized. The record is from RefSeq and is a predicted model, not a curated record. The transcript is spliced from 3 exons. NCBI's taxonomy places the organism in Eukaryota, Fungi, Ascomycota, Eurotiomycetes, Eurotiales, Aspergillaceae. The coding region runs from base 80 to 295 and encodes 71 amino acids.